Molecule: messenger RNA, 2682 nt
Organism: Lingula anatina
Lineage: Eukaryota; Metazoa; Brachiopoda; Lingulata; Lingulida; Lingulidae
Product: lipoamide acyltransferase component of branched-chain alpha-keto acid dehydrogenase complex, mitochondrial-like
Cellular component (GO): mitochondrion; cytoplasm
Molecular function (GO): acetyltransferase activity; lipoic acid binding
Source: RefSeq, a predicted model, not a curated record
AUAACGCCAUCUAUAAAUAAACAGUGAAACGAUGGCAGCUCGUGGACAGAGUUUGCUUCGAGGACUUAGUUUAAGAAGCAACUUUGGCUUGUUUAAAACACUCCACAUAAGACGCCAGUGUAUACAGUUCAGAAGAACCUUUAGAACUCCCAACAGUUGGUAUAGGGGUUGGGAUAAACGAUUUUUAACAUUUACUUCUACAAGGAGUAUACAUUCUACACCAGCUGCUCUAGGAGAAGUUGUCCAGUUCAACUUAUCAGACAUUGGAGAAGGUAUACGAGAAGUUACAAUCAAAGAAUGGUUUGUGAGUGUAGGGGACCAAGUGAACCAGUUUGACAGUAUCUGUGAGGUACAGAGUGACAAGGCUUCAGUGACCAUCACCAGCCGUUAUGAUGGGGUGAUAAAGAAGAUCUACCAUGAGGUGGAUGACAUAGCAGAUGUGGGGAAACCUCUUGUUGAUAUAGAAUUGCAGGGGGAAGCUGAGGACAUUGGUCAGUUAGAGGACCAGGAUGAUGUGGAGGUGUCAUCAGGUGACCAAUACACCAUGCAAGAGGUUAAGGGUCACAAGGUGCUUGCUACACCAGCAGUAAGAAGAAUUGCUCAAGAACACAGUGUGAAAUUAAGUGAUGUUCCUGGAACUGGAAAAGAAGGAAGGAUAUUAAAAGAAGAUAUACUUAAAUAUAUUGAAGACAAAAAAGCUGGAAAAGAAGCAGCAGCUCCAAUCUCCACACCCCCUAAACCACCACCCCCUGCAUUCACCCCAGAGAUUGUUGUCCCACCCCCUUCUGCUACCCCUACACCCCCUCCAGUGUACGUCCCCCCACAAGUCAUUGGUGAAGAUACUAAGGUCCCAGUGAAGGGCGUGCGUAAGGCUAUGGUGAAGACCAUGGUAGCAGCCAAUUCCAUCCCACACUUUGGAUAUUGUGAUGAAGUGGACUUGUCAGCACUGAUUUCUUUAAGGGAGACUGUGAAAGCUGCUGUUCAGCAAAGGGGAGUCAAGUUCUCCUUCAUGCCUGUCUUUGUUAAGGCAGCUUCAUUGGCUCUACUACAGUUUCCCUCAUUAAAUGCACAUGUAGAUGAUAAUUGUGAAAAAUUUUAAUGAUUUACAUUUCAGGCAUCGCAUAACAUCAGUCUAGCCAUGGACACCCCAGCUGGACUCCUUGUUCCAAACAUAAAGAAUGUCCAGGCACUGACCACAUUCCAAGUGGCCACAGAGUUAAACAGACUAAUGGUGCUUGGGGCAGAAGGAAAGUUAGGGCAGGAUGAUCUGGCUGGGGGCACUUUUUCUCUCUCAAAUAUAGGUGUUAUUGGUGGUACAUAUGCCAAACCAGUGUUACUGCCUCCACAAGUUGCUAUAGGUGCUUUAGGAAAAAUACAGGUGUUGCCCCGUUUUGAUGCUCAAGACAAAGUGGUAAAGGCACACAUCAUGCAGGUGAGCUGGUCAGCUGAUCACAGGGUGGUAGAUGGCGCCACAAUGGCGAGAUACUCAAAUUUAUGGAAAAGUUACUUGGAAAACCCUGCCAGCAUGAUAUUGGAUUUGAAAUGAGAUGUGUGCAAGUGGCAGCUACACAAAUGACGCUCACAACUAGUGAAUAAGUGACAGAAUUUGUCGGAUAUAAAGAAAAAAUAUCUAUUUAUUCUAUCUUGCCUUUUGUAGGGAUUAUUGGGGUUUGAACACUUGCAAAAAUAUGAUAAUACUGAUACAUAGUAUCUUUGUAUUGUUGUAUAUCAUAAAGAAAUGCUAUGGAAAAGGUUAAUUGGAAAUGCAAAAACAUGACAACCAGGAAGGGAUUUAAAAAUGCAAGUUCUCUGAUUGGAUUACAGCUGAUGACGAAAGACAUUUUCACAUGGGGCAUUCUAUUUUAGUGAUCUAUCUUUAAUAUUUUAUUUAUUUAUUUAUUUUUGCAAGAUUGACAGCUUUUUAGCUCAGAUAUUAUGUCAGAGAAUCAAUGGAAUCCCCUGGGCUUAACAGGGUCAUUUAAUGAUUAAUUGCUAGUUUCCACUCUUUGGUCAUUGCCAAAUUUUUACUGUGUUAAGGAGAAUAUGCUCUCUAAGUGUACUUGUAACCUUAUUACAUGGCCAGACAUCUCUUUCGCAGCUGAUGUACAAGUUAUCUUGCUAUAAACAGGGAUUAUCAUGGCAUAUAACAGUAUCAUGACUUGGCUCUCACAUAUUGUGGUGGAGAUGAAGAUAAUUUAUUUUGCAUAAUACAUGCUAAUAUAUAAUACAUUGGGUUCUGAUUGUGUUCAAUCAUGCUGUUCAUUUAGUAAAGGAUUCAACUUGAAAUGAUAAUGUACCUAAAUUAUAUGAUAUAGUUUGAAACUAUACCCUACAUACAAAUAUAUUACUCUGGAUGAACAAAGGGCUACCUCUUGAAAGCUGACAAUUAUGUCUGUGGAACAACAAUUAUGCUGUGAGCCAUAAAUUUGCCAGCAAGACAUUCAUGAUCAGCAUUGUGAAUGCUACACAUUUUAUAUUGUGCAUUUGAAGCAUUAAAAACAAAUGUUACUAGUCAUUUUCUAGUUUUUACCAGUGCUGAAGAUUGCAUGUUUCACUCGGAGUUAAAGUCAAGAGAACAAAAUUGAAGAGAUUGUGGCUUCAUGACACAUUUGUAAUAAAAAAAAUACUACAAUACCACUCUGCUUCAAAGAAUAACAAUGUGCAUCAGUGUCUCUAAUAACC